This is a messenger RNA of Pantherophis guttatus, 6146 nucleotides long. It is a transcript of the gene PDLIM5, whose product is annotated as PDZ and LIM domain 5. Lineage: Eukaryota; Metazoa; Chordata; Lepidosauria; Squamata; Colubridae. Gene Ontology annotation, cellular component: filamentous actin; stress fiber; adherens junction. Gene Ontology annotation, molecular function: muscle alpha-actinin binding; actin binding. Gene Ontology annotation, biological process: muscle structure development; actin cytoskeleton organization; heart development. The record is from RefSeq and is a predicted model, not a curated record.
AACAAGAGCUCGGGGCGAGAGGGCUUCGGCUUGGACUUUGCCUCCUUUCGCGCACGGCGCACGCCAGUUUGGUGGGAACCGCUCGCCCGUCUUGCGCUCGCCUCUCCAGCCUCCGCCUUGGAAAUUGUUCCCCUGGGAAUUACAACCUAACCGCAGAAGACCAUGAAUAACUACAGCGUUUCACUGGUGGGUCCAGCUCCUUGGGGGUUCAGACUCCAAGGUGGGAAGGACUUCAACAUGCCUCUCACUAUCUCUCGGUUGAGUGAUGGAGGCAAAGCAGCUAAUGCAAACGUCGGAAUAGGUGAUGUGGUCCUUAGCAUUGAUGGGAUAAGUGCGGAAAGUAUGACUCAUCUGGAAGCACAAAACAAAAUCAAGACCUGCUCGGGAAAUCUGAUUAUGAAUCUGCAAAGAGCACCUGCAGCUCCAAAGCCAGAUCCAAUUCCUGUGCAACAGGUAGAGCCCAAGGACCUAAUUAAGCCUGUGCCCAUUGCAUCUCCAGCCGUGCCCAAAGUUUCAUCCACAACCAGCAUGGCCUUCAAUAAGGCUCCCAGGCCCUUUGGAGCUGUGUCCUCCUCCAAGGUCACUUCCAUCCCAUCACCGUCAUCUGCCUUCACGCCUGCCAGUUCCAGUCUUCCAUUACGUGCUUCCCCUACACCUCUGGCCACUGUCACGCCUCCCCCAUUCACUGCCUCAGGAGCGCAUGUUAACCUCAAAGCUAAUGCUGAUCAACGUUGCCCUGUGCUGAAUGCCGCAAAGCCUACCGUUAAUACCCCAUGGCAAUCCCCACACAAUGCACCAUUCAGCGAAAGGGCCCCAGAGGUGACAGAGGGACAGCAAAGUGGAUCCAGAGAGAACCAGGGUGACAGUAAACAGCAAAAUGGUCCACCACGGAAACACAUUGUGUACAGAAAUACAGAAUUUUUCCAUCCACCGGUUCAUAGCAACAACAGCAAGAAAAGACUGAUUGAAGAUACUGAGGACUGGCACCCAAGGACCGGAACUACUCAGUCACGUUCUUUCCGUAUCCUUCAACAGAUCACAGGCACCGAACGUAUGAAAGAGCCGGAAUCCGACAAUCUAAAGAAGGCAAAGGAAAGUCAAACAGAGAACGGAGAUCUAAGAGAUCUAAUGAAUGGAUUAGAAACUCAGCACUCCCAUUCUGAAGCUACUCAGAUCUGUGAAAUACCUGAAGAAUUUCAACAAUCAGCACCACCACCAUCACCACCACAACAACAACCACAAAGGGCAGAAGCAAAUUCAACUAGUUCUGUGACCAUAGAGCCAGCUCUUACUACCAUUUUUUCUACCACACUGUCGGGACCUAACCUCUCUGCUCCAUCUCUCAGGAGAGAACUUUUUAUCAACAAUCCUCUGGAAGCCUUACCCAAGUGUGCACCUCAUCCACCUGUGACCAUCCGUAUUAUGAGUAUUAACAGCCAAGUAGCUAUUGUGUCUAAAACAACAUCAGUUAUUGCUAGGUCAAGAAGACUAAAAACUCGGUCUUCUGAAUUGAUUGCCCCAGUUCCAAAGCUGGGGACAAAUGAAGCUGAUCAUAAAAAGAAUCUACCCAUGAUGAGUACUGUGGGAACCCAGACAUUUGAACCACUAGUACUUUCUCUUGCUUCUAUGGCAUCUGCUUUGUCAGCCCAGCCUGAGACAUCUACAUUGGAGCCUCCAUUUACUGGCAGGACAUUGCUAUCGGAAAAUCCAUUGGGAAGUUUUUUAACACGUCCUCAAAUGCCCUUCACUUCAGUUCCAGUGAAGGCAACAACACAUGUUAGGAGCAGUGCUGCUGUUGCUGUAUCUGCCGCUGUAUCGAUGCGUUCCAGACUUCCAGAUAGUAGUAGCUAUCGUUCUCUGUUGGAUGCUCUUCUCAUUACUCCUAUUAUUAAACCCCCACUUCUGGAAAGCACAAGGCCAUCAAGGAAAUCUACAAGUGUUCUGGAAGUACAAAGGAAACGGAGUGAUUCUUUGGAACCCACACAAUUUACUACUUAUACUGCUGCUGCUGUAAGAAGCAUGCCUGAAAACCCAGAAAAUGGUGCCAAUAGGCCUAUUUCAGCCGAGUCUGGAGCAGGAUUCAAGCCCACAGGACCUCAAUAUGCUGAGAAAACCUCAGGCUGGGAGUCUUCUAAGCAACCAGCUGGAAGUGGAUGGAUUUCCAACAACAAUACAACCUCUGGUGAGAAAGCUACAGCCGCACAGCUGCAAACCAAUGAAGAUACUUUGGUUCAGAGAGCAGAGCAUAUUCCAGCAGGCAAGCGGACUCCAAUGUGUGCUCAGUGCAAUCAAGUCAUCAGAGGGCCUUUCCUCGUAGCAUUGGGAAAAUCCUGGCACCCUGAAGAGUUCAAUUGUGCUCAUUGCAAAACUUCCAUGGCUUAUAUUGGUUUUGUGGAAGAGAAGGGAGCCUUUUACUGUGAGGGUUGCUAUGAGAAGUUCUUUGCCCCAGAAUGUGCCCGAUGCCAGAGGAAGAUACUUGGAGAAGUAAUAAAUGCUUUGAAACAAACUUGGCAUGUCUCCUGCUUCGUGUGUGUGGCCUGUCACAAGCCCAUUCGCAACAAUAUUUUCCACUUGGAAGAUGGCGACCCUUACUGUGAGACAGAUUAUUAUGCAUUAUUUGGUUCCAUGUGCCAUGGAUGUGAGUUCCCUAUUGAAGCUGGGGACAGGUUUCUGGAAGCCUUGGGCCAUACUUGGCAUGAUACCUGUUUUGUGUGCUCAGUAUGCUGUGAGAGUUUGGAGGGCCAGACUUUCUUCUCCAAGAAGGAUAAGCCUCUGUGCAAGAAACAUGCUCACUCUGUGAACAUCUGAAACAUUAAAGGUUACUCCAACAAAUGGGAAGACAAGAAAAGAACAUGGCCGGGUGUUGGUUUUCAAGAUGUAUUUAUAUAAACUUUAAAUUUGUAGAAGCAAAGACAUGGGAAGAAAUAGGGUUUAUGCCUUCACAUGAAAUAGAAAGGGGAAUAACUAAUUAGCUUUGGUCUGAGAGCUUCUUGUGGCGUUUCAGUUGUGAAACUGAAAAUUUCAAUCCAGAAUUUUAUUUGGAGGGCACCAGGUUGGAAAUAGCUGAGUUAAAGUAUAUAAUAAAAGAUUGAAGCUAGGCAUUUGUUGUUAAUGAGAGUAAAUCUUUUUAAAAAGUGGACGUUGCUGAUUGGUUUUUAUAAUCAAGUAAUGCUUUGCCUUAAUCCAACACUUUGUAGCAAAUUUUGCAUUAUUAUUUAAAUACUGUAAGAAAUAACGCAGCUUCUUGGAUACUGCAGAAAGUAAAGAGGAUGGACCCUGAUACCUAGCAAAUUUAGAACUGGGUUUGUAGUUGCUUUGCAGGUAGGGACAAACAUUUUGGUUAAUUGAUCAGUUCAGGUAGAAUACAGCUCUUUAUCAAAGAAAGAUUUGUCAGUGAACUGAGAAGAGCAAUCUUCAUUAGAUCUCUUCUGACUUCAGACAUCUUUGCAAUUCUGCAUAGUAGGGUUUCCAAAUCCCUUUGGAAGGCAGAAUUCUUAUGCUUGUAUUCUGCCCAAUGAACUGUUAGAUAUUUAGAUUUUCUGUUAGAAAAUAAAGCUAGCAAAUUCAACUGCUGGCACAAAAGAGAGCAUUAACGUUUUUGAGAAAAUUUGAAAAAAGUUAUCUGUCCACAUAGUUCCUUUAAUUCCCACUGGGCAUACAAUUUGCUUUUUUCCUUUACUUUUUUUUUAAAAAAUUCAGAAAUAAUGCCAAAAAAGGUAAAAUAAACUUUACCCAUCAAGUAAUUGAAGUACUCACUGUGAUGAAAAGUUCUGUAAGUGUUCAGGAAGCAUAUGCACAUGAUCUUGAAAUAAUGGCAGAUAUUAAAAGAAGUCUAAGUAGUACACAUAGAUAGAAUUGAGGUACACUCAGAUUUACAUGAAUUAAGUCCUUACUUAUCAUUUACAUUGUGUGCACAUAGCACUUACUUUGUUGUUGUAACAUACAAAAAAGAGUAGCGGAUUUUAAUUCCAGCUUUCUUAGGUAGCAAGCUGUGGUGGCACAGUGGUUAGAGUGCAGUACUUCAAGCUACUUCUGCUGACUGCUGGCUGCCAGAAGUUUGGCAAUUUGAGUCUCACCAGCUCAAGGUUGACUCAGCCUUCCAUCCUUCCAAGGUCGGUAAAAUGAGGACCCAGAUUUAUGGGGGCAAUAUGCUGAUUUUGCAAACCGCUUAGAAAGGGCUGCAAAGCACUAUGAAGCGGUAUAUAAGUCUAACUUAUUGCUACUAUAUUGCUAUAGUAAAUACUGAAGAUUUUAUUUUCUUUUAUGGUUUUGUCAUCAGCUGCUUUUAUCAUAAGUAUGUAAAAUACAUACUGAAUUAUGUUGAAAUGCUUGUUUGCUUCCUGUACGUGCAUUUGUGUGUGUGUAUAAGUAAAUGAACUAAUUUUUCAUCCUGUAUAUCUCACCUCCUCUUUUGAUAACAGUAGGAAGAAGAGAGAAAAAGGAAAGACAAUUGAGAAAGAUUUAAAGGAAUAAGUGGAUAGAUUCCCAAAUGACCAAAGAAUUUAAAUAAACUGUAAGUGGUCUGAGAAGGCUGUGUCAAGGAUCUUUAUAAGGAUAGGGAAAAGGUCACUUUUUGCAAGAUGGUGAGCUUAGUGUCAUGUUUCACGCCUCCCAUUUUUGUCUACAUUGACACUUUACACAAAUGGGAUGGAGUUUGGAUCACAUUGCUACACCUGCCAUUUACAGCUGUUGACUUUGGGAAUCCAGAGAGUAGAGCCAUUGGCUACUACUACUUUUUUGGAAAUGCUAACCUUAAGAAAUUAAAAAUUAUGAUACCUGAGGACUAAACUGAAGCAUUAAAACAAAGAAAGGCAUAAUUUGAAUACAUUAACAUUUACAACUUGAAGCCCUCUUGUAGUCAAGAUGCCCUCCAUAAUAUGUUUUCAGAAUGGCCACUGGACUCACAGUGGAUGCUUUUUGUGUGUACUAUGGAUCAGUCAGAGCUGAACUAUGAUAAUUUUGUGUAAUAAACUAUAGUAUUUCCAUAUUGGAACCAAUCUAGAGUUCCCAAGUAUUUACUAAAGAAAGGAGGAUUAUAUUGAAUUUUGUGUAAGUUGUGUCAUGUGAUGACAUCACAAAGUAAAAGGAGGGUUUGGUAUUAAAUCUUCAAUAGUAUUCAUUCCAGUGUUGUAAGUAUUCCAGCAUUUUCACUUGAGAAGCAUGGAAUAAAUGGACAGGAUCAGAGUUAUCCAAAAUAGUCUAUUAUAAUCAAAGGAAUUUAAAUUAACCAUAUUUAAUUUAGAUUCUAUUGUUUUUUAUGGAUCUGCUCUAAGUCUGUAUCUAGCCCCUACUCAUGAGGUUUAUUCUCUAUUCCUUAGCUUCUUUAGAUUUAUUUUUUUUUUCAUUCAUUAAUAAAUAUGAUUCAUUCAUAUAUAAAUACCAUAUUUAUGUAUUGUAGGAGAAAUAUGGUUACCAAUCAGCAUUUCACAGGGCAAAUUACAAUUUGUAGAAUAAGGUGACUUUGACUUUCGUGGCAAAUGUCCAGAAUUUGAGAAGUUAUUUUACUCUGCAUUCAGGAAAUGCAUAACCUUCCCAUGACUGAGAAUUUGGAGAAUUGAAAUUUCAGCCUCUGCCAGAUUGAAUAAGAUUUGAGCUAGCUGCUCUCAUUAAAAAUGGAAAAUAGAACACAGGAGGAGAGGAAGGUAGUUGAGUGGGUAGUUUAUGUAUACUUUCCAUAGAUAACAAGCCACUUAUUUUAUCAGACAGGUUGGAAAUUCACCUUAUUUAUGAAAGCCUAGAUGAAGAGCUGUUGCAUAUUGUAAUUAAUUAGUACAUCAUCCUUUGUAAAUAAUGUCCUUCUAUUACAAGAGCUAAAGCAAAAAUUAAAGAUGGUUUGGUCUUCGUAUCCUGCUAAUCAAGAGUUUUGGGCUGAUUUUCAAAAAGCAAAGAUGAAUAAAGUUGGACUUGGUUAUUCUGUACUCUUUGUGAAGUUAGUUUGGUUUCAGUCAAUUUAUAUUCUAAUGAUCUUGAUACCAGUUCUCAUUUUAGUACAUUGCUCUGUUUUAAAACAAGUGGUUUUCUUCCAUCUUCAGCCUAAACACAUAACUGCUUCUGUUGUCAUUGUCUAUCAGUUCAGUUGUUGUAAAAAGUCUAGUCAUUAACUUGACCUGAUGUACACAUCAAUAAACACAACCUGUGGAAUUAUA